This is a messenger RNA of Adineta steineri, 315 nucleotides long. The record is from the annotation of a GenBank genome assembly. NCBI's taxonomy places the organism in Eukaryota, Metazoa, Rotifera, Eurotatoria, Adinetida, Adinetidae.
AUGUGGAAUUCUCAAUUGGUUCUAUCAAUAUUUAUAUUGAAAUAUCUUCUAUCUAUUGGUAUUUAUUCGCAAGAAAUAUUUAUUAUUGAUGAAAAUAACAAUUCAACAAAUGACGAGUAUAUAAUUUCAACAAAAGAUCCAUUACCAACAUGGACAAAUCAACAAUUAAUUGUGUGUUUUAUUAGUGUUUCACUUGGUACUCUUUUAUUUUUUGUUACAUUUAUUGUACCUGCUAUGAUUAUUAUACGUCGUGCAAGACGUGAUAAAAAUCGUUUUGAUCUAAGAGAAUUAAGACGUAUGAGUGAUUUUAUGUAA